ACUUUUUACAUUUUCUCUCGGCUCUGAGCUGAAAGUGUGUGUGUGUGUGUGUGAAUGUUUGCGUAUGCUUUCUGGCCUAAAGAACCAUGAGAUUAAACACAGAAGAAGAAGAAGGUCAACCACCUCACAACUAAAGCUGCAGAUUGUGCUCUCAAGAUUUGAAGAACAUCUUGGACUUUCAAUCCGAGUGUGUGUGUGUGUGUGUGUGUGUGUGUAUGUGUGAGAGAGAGAGAUCAUGUCUCAGAGCUGUCGGUUGCUGUGUGGUUUCUUCAUGAGCUGCACAGGAUGGAUCUGUUUGAUCAUCGCCACCUUCACUAACGACUGGGUGAUGACCUGCAGCUUCGGCCUGCAGACCUGCAUCAAGAUGGACGAGCUCCAUUCCAAAGGCUUAUGGGCCGAGUGUGUGAUUUCUCCUUCGCUGUAUCACUGUGCACCUCUCAACCAGAUCCUCAGUUUACCUGCGUACAUCCAGACGUCUCGGGCACUCAUGGUGUCUGCUUCACUCCUCGGGCUCCCGGCGGUGCUGAUGGGGCUCUUGGCCACGCCCUGCGUCAGGUUGGGUGAUGAGAGUGAUGGAACCAAACGUAAGCGUGCUCUGUUUGGAGGAAUCCUCACUCUGAUCAUGUCAGUGUGUGGUUUGGUGUCGACUGUGUGGUUCCCGAUCGGAGCUCACCAGGACGAGGGCCUGCUUUCGUUUGGGUUUUCUCUUUACGCCGGAUGGGUGGCUUCUGCGCUGUGUUUCCUCGGGGGGGCAGUUCUGACCUGCUGCUCCGGAGAAGAUGAUGAUCCUGUUCAACAUCCUGAAAAUCGUUACUACUACUCCAAACAGCACGGACUCUCCGACUCGGUCCAGACCACAAACAGUCACGCCAAGAGCGCACAUGUCUGAAAGAGGAGACUGGAACGGACUUCAAACAUAGAGGAAUGGUUUAUUGCUCUUAUUAUCUCUCUGUCUUUCACACACACACACACACACACACACACACACACACACACACACACAGAAGCAUGUGGGAUUUUCCACCUUAAAACACAAACACAACUUCUACUCACUUUUGAUUCCAGUCUGGACGAGUCUCCGCUCAGCAUGGACCUACAAAACCAGGCCAAGAGAAAAAAAACCCUGUUGUAAUGCGUUCUCUUUGUUCUUUUUCUUUUAAGUUGUUUUCAGGAACGCUGGAAUUUUUCUUUUAUUCCUAAUUCAUCUCAGUCUGCCCUCAAUCAUCUGCUCUGCUUACAAAACCUAGCGUUUUUAAAAGAAAUAAAACCCCAGAGUUCAUAUGACACACAGACGGCAGACAGGCAGGAAGCCAGAGGUGCAGAAAGGCCAGGUGUCUCCUCCAUGUUUUUUCCUGCAAAACUCUUCACUCUUUCCUGCUCAGGUUCCCUCAGGAAAUCUGCAGAUGCAAAGCCAGGACACCUUCAAUGGUCACAGAUCAGAAGAUUUCCUUGCGUCAUUCCCUCGUGUGGUUCGUUAAUGACGUUUCUUCCGUGUUUUAUUGAUUCUUUCUUUCACUUUGUUGCUCUCGCAGGAGGUUUAAAUACGAAACGCAAUUCUGAAAGCUGUUAAAAUGAAGACAAUAGACGUGUGUUUGGAUGUUGAAUGCUGUGAACGGAUCAGUCAUCAGGUGAUCAGUGACCUCAUGUGAUUAGACAUUUACACCGAUCAGGUAGAACAUCAUGAGCACCUCCCUAAUAUUGUGUUGGUCCCAUUUAGUUGCUAAAAGCUGAGAGCUUCAGUGUUGGAGAUGCUCUGACCCAGACGUCUAGACGUCACAAUUUGUCAAACUCGUUUAAAUACUUUCGCCCAUUUUUCCUGCUUCUAACAUCAACUUUGAGGACAAAAUGUUCACCUGCUGCCUGAUAAAUAAAUCCACCCACUAACAGGAGCCAUGAUGAAGAUCAUCAGUGUUCUUCACUUCACCACUAAAACACUAUUCAUGUUAUAAUGUUGAUGUUAUACCUGGUCAGUGUACUUCUUAUACUCACUGAAUACACUUUCUGUAAAAUAUCACGUAUUCACAGGUACAUGUUCUAUAAACACACUCAUAUUCUAAUCAGUUCAGCAUGUUUUUAUUUGUCUGGCUGGGAGAAGACGUUCACUCACAUGCAGUGUCUGGAGUCUGGAGUUUUAUGCUGAAAUAGAAAUAUUUUUGUGCACAUUUAAACAGCAGUAAAAAGUCAAAGCCUUCAAAUAAAUGAUUUAAUAUCA
Silurus meridionalis is the source of this 2212-nucleotide messenger RNA. It is a transcript of the gene cldn11b, whose product is annotated as claudin 11b. The coding region runs from base 236 to 889 and encodes 217 amino acids. Gene Ontology annotation, molecular function: structural molecule activity. The record is from RefSeq and is a predicted model, not a curated record. Gene Ontology annotation, cellular component: bicellular tight junction; plasma membrane. NCBI's taxonomy places the organism in Eukaryota, Metazoa, Chordata, Actinopteri, Siluriformes, Siluridae. Gene Ontology annotation, biological process: bicellular tight junction assembly; cell adhesion. The transcript has 3 exons.